AUGGCACUGCAGUUUGAUCUUGUAGCCGCCGCUGCGGCUCUAAGUGCUUCUCCUUACCUUCCUCAAAUUUUUGAUUACAUCAAAUCUAAACUUGGUUUGUCAAGCAUUGAUGAGACUAAAUUGCAUGUGUUAUCGUUGAGAGUAGCUCAAAUUGAGCAAGUACUUGAUUUCGUGAAAUAUGAACAAUUACGGAAUAGCUCUGAGUUGGUGUUGAUCAGACAUCUUAGAUGUGCGAGGAAUCAAGCAGAGGAUGAACUGGACGAAAUUUUAAUUCGUCGCUCAGAGAAAUUGGGUCAACCAACUCAAAGUGCUUACAAUCAGGUAUGCAGUUCUUUCUCCUCAUUUGAAAGCAUUACUCUAGAGAGCUUAGGUAUCAGGUGCAACAGCUCCAUUUCCCAUGCCUUUAAUAUAGAAAAUUGUCCAGUUUCCUGGCUAAAAUAUAGACAACUCUCUGCACCUCUAAAAAAAUGUUUUGAGUUGUUCUCAAUAUUUCCGAGGAAUUAUAAAUUUGAGAAAGAAAACUUAAUCCAACUAUGGAUGGCCGAAGAUUUCAUUCGGGAUGAUGGAAGAAAAAGAAAAUUAGAAGAUAUAGGGAGUUGUUAUUUUGAUAGGCUGGUAGAAGAAUCCUUCUUUUUAAAUCUUCCAGAUGUUUUUUAUCAAAUAGAUGGUGAGGUCCAUGAGUUUGCAGAAUGUGUUUCUUGUGGAGAAUGUCUGAUAAUAAAUGAAGGUGAGGCCAUAGCAGAUUUCUUGUAUCGGUUAACGGAUUCUCUCCGCCAUUUUUCAUUACAUUGUGAAAAUUAUUUACCAGAGACGGCUAAUCUUCUUGCUGGAUGUAAAGGAUUGCGAACAUUCCUUCUGCACCUUAGAGAUAAAGGAAAUAAUCCUAAUGUUAAACUUCCUGAUAAUCAACUUACUAGUUUCGAAUGCUUACGUGUAUUGGAUAUAAGCUGUCCUUCUAUCAUUGAAGUUCCAGCUUCUAUUGGUGGUUUGAAGCACCUCCGGUACCUUAACCUGUCCAAGUCCAGAAUUGAAAAGUUGCCCAAGACAAUCUGUGAUCUUCACAGUUUACAUAUAUUGAUGCUUCAUGGUUGUAAAAACCUCAAGAACUUACCUUGUUUGGGGGAUCUUCGUAGUUUGAAAAAGCUUUUGUUAGACAAAAAUCACCCUUUAGAUUCCUUGCCACCAGGAAUUGGGCGAUUAACCAUGCUUGAGACAUUUUCUUGCCCAUUUGUUGUAGGAAAAGAAGAGGGAGAAAAUAUUGGAGUGUUGAAGAAUUUGAAUAACCUUCGAGGAUCACUCUGCAUCUCUAACCUCGAAAACAUCUUGAAUUCGGAAGAGGCUAAAGAAGCUGCCCUCAAUAAUAAACAGUUUCUUCAGCAAUUGAAGUUGAAGUGGAGUGAGGAACCCACGGGACAGUAUAGGUUUGAACAUGAACAGGUUCUUCAAGCCCUCCAACCACAUAACAAUCUGGAAACCUUGAAAAUAUUAGGUUAUGGCGGUGUUAGCUUCCCACAUGAGAUGGCCAAAGACUGUUUUGGAAAACUUAAGAAAGUUUCCUUGAGAAAUUGCAAAAGUUGCUCAUAUCUUCCUGCCCUUUGGCAUCUCCCAAUGCUUGAGACCCUUUGUAUAAGGGGAAUGGAUCAAAUGGUGAAGUUAGACAAUGACUCUUUUCUUGGAAGUGGAAGUAAAAGUGGGCUUGUAUCACUUGAGAUACUUAAAGUUGAAGAAAUGCCUAAUUUGAAAAGUUGUGACUUGCGCCCUUUUCCCAAGCUUAAUCAACUUACAUUCAAGGACUGUGCCAUGCUAGAGGAAAUAAUAGAGCUUCCAAUGCUCAUGAACUGCUCUCUAAAUAUUAAGGACUGUCCAUUACUAAUUGGAUGGAUGGAUCAACAGCAAGGUUGGCAGAAAGAAGUGCAAGAUGAUGGAAGCUUGAUCUACCAGAAGGAAGAGCAAGAAGAUGAAUACUUGAUCUAG
Messenger RNA from Telopea speciosissima, 1974 nucleotides. RefSeq names its product putative disease resistance protein At3g14460. Bases 1 to 1974 code for a protein of 657 amino acids. The transcript has a single exon. The record is from RefSeq and is a predicted model, not a curated record. Lineage: Eukaryota; Viridiplantae; Streptophyta; Magnoliopsida; Proteales; Proteaceae.